Molecule: messenger RNA, 4075 nt
Organism: Astyanax mexicanus (Mexican tetra)
Lineage: Eukaryota; Metazoa; Chordata; Actinopteri; Characiformes; Acestrorhamphidae
Gene: ldb3a
Product: LIM domain binding 3a
Exons: 19
Coding region: 243-2678 (811 amino acids)
Biological process (GO): actin cytoskeleton organization; heart development; muscle structure development
Cellular component (GO): stress fiber; adherens junction; filamentous actin
Molecular function (GO): actin binding; muscle alpha-actinin binding
Source: RefSeq, a predicted model, not a curated record
GUCGGUCUCGGGGGAAUCGGAUCAAGCUGGCCGCCGCUGAGUGACACCGCUCACCUCCGCUCGCCUCCGGGAGGACAGAAGCCGAGAGGACCGCAGCUUCAGCCCGGAGCCCCGUCCGCACACCGCACACAGCAGCCAUGAAGUAAGCUACUUGGCACCUACCUGCCACACCUCCACCUCAAUUUUUCCAAUCCAUUUGGAGGACGACUUACAAUCCAAGCAAACCGCUGCUUUUUUGAACCAUGAGUACUUACACCGUGACGCUUAAUGGACCCUCGCCAUGGGGCUUCCGCUUGCAGGGUGGCAAGGAUUUCAACAUGCCCCUCACCAUUUCCCGGAUCACACCUGGGAGCAAAGCAGCUGCAGGUAACCUGGUACAGGGUGACAUCAUUGUGGCCAUUGAUGGAGUCAGCACAGAUGGGAUGACUCACCUUGAGGCCCAGAACAAAAUUAAAAGUGCCAACUUCAACCUGGCCCUCACCAUGACAAGGUCAAAGCGACCUGCUCCUGUACCCAUGGCCACGCCAAGAAUUGACGCUCCAAUGCCGGUCAUCCCUCACCAGAAGGUUAUUACCAACACACCUUCCAACACUGAGUACAUCCCCAGUUUCAACCCCAUUGCCCUGAAGGACACUGCCCUUUCUACCAACAAGCCCAUAGAGGUGAAGGGGCCUGGAGGCAAGGCCACCAUCAUCCAUGCCCAGUACAACACCCCCAUUAGCAUGUACUCACAGGAUGCCAUUAUGGAUGCCAUUGCUGGUCAGUCCCAGGCCAGGGGUUCUGAGCUGUCUGGCGAUGAGGCUGCUUCUGGCUCUCCUCUUUCUAAUCUCCCAGUUAAAGAGCGUGUUAUAGACAGUGCUUCCCCAGUGUAUCAGGCCGUGGUCCCCAGUGUGGAAAGAAGUGAACUGGAGCCUGCUGAGUGGGCCAAAAAAGCUGCCCAGCUGCAGUCCAAGUCCUUCCGCAUCCUCGCCCACAUCACUGGCACUGAAUACAUGCAAGACCCAGAUGAGGAAGCUCUUAGAAGAUCAAGUACGCCUGCCCAGCAUGCUCCAGUCUCCACCAGCGCCGUGCCCGCCGCUCUGCCUGCUACCGCAGCUUUGCCCAAUCAGCUUGCCAAUGAGCCGCAGGUAGCCAAUCAGGUGCCUGAGCUUGAUGUUGAACAGCCUCCAGAGCCCACCCUUGUAGACCCUGCCCGUGACAGCUCAAUGUCACCCCCUGAGCCGCAGCCUGUAUCUCCCCCUGCCCCUGCAGCCCCUGCUGUUCCCCCUGCGGGACCCCGCCACCUGUCACCUGCAGCCUCAACUAUUUCAACUCUAUUAUCCACUCAGUCUAGAAACCAUGCUUAUAAGAAAGGUCCGCCCCCAACAUCUGCGCUGGAGGCCCUGUCAAUCACCCCGUUCUUCUGCACCAGAACUUUGCCCAAACGCAAGCCUACCCUUCCCUCAGGAAAACCAAAUCAGCUGAGCUUCACCAUGCAGUCUGCAACUGGUUACAGAUCUCAAUACCAAUCCUCCACUUCCAGUGCCUACAUGCAGCCACCUCUCAUGCAGCCAGCCCCACCCACAUACCAGCCUCCACCCAUGCAGGCAGCCCCACCCACAUACCAGCCACCUCCCAUGCAGGCAGCCCCACCCACAUACCAGCCACCUCCCAUGCAGCCAGCUCCACCCACAUACCAGCCUCCACCCAUGCAGCAGAGCUCCAUCCAGAUCCCUGUGGGUCCACCUCCACCUAAAGUGGUCAGCACUGCCACCAUCGUGCCUACAGCCUAUCCCACUGCUCCAGCACCUGUCCCAGCACCAGCCCCAGCACCAGCCCCAGUUCACAUUCCUGCCCCUGUCCAACCCGCUCCCGGCCCCGGUGCACCCUCAAACAGACCUCCUUGGGUGAUGGAUGACACCUUUGCUCAGAAGUUCGACCCCAGUAAGACCACCACCAGUGUCAAGGUGCAGCCUCUUCCUACGGCUGCCCCACCUGCUCCUUCCUAUGUUCCCAACCCUGCUCCUGCUCCUGCUCCUCCAGCUGCUCCAAGCCCAGCUUUCAACCCAUCCCCAGCUCCCUUCACCCCAGCUCCUUUCCCACCAGUGGCACGUGGGGUGGCCCAGAGAGCAGAGCGCUUUGCUGCCAGUAACAGGACGCCUAUGUGUGGAGCCUGCAACAAUAUCAUCAGGGGUCCUUUCCUGGUGGCACUGGGCCGCUCCUGGCAUCCGGAGGAGUUUAACUGCCACUACUGCCACACGUCUCUAGCUGACGUCAGCUUUGUGGAAGAGCAGAAUAGUGUUUACUGUGAGAACUGUUACAGAGAGUUCUUCGCUCCGACAUGCGCCCGGUGUAACUCCAAGAUUAUGGGGGAAGUGAUGCAUGCUCUGAGGCAGACCUGGCACACCACCUGCUUUGUGUGUGCUGCGUGUGGGAAACCAUUUGGAAACAGCCUGUUUCAUAUGGAAGAUGGGGAGCCUUACUGUGAAAAAGAUUACAUUGCUCUCUUCAGCACUAAGUGCCAUGGCUGUGACUUCCCAGUGGAGGCCGGAGACAAGUUCAUUGAAGCUCUUGGCCACACAUGGCAUGAUACCUGCUUCGUUUGUGCAGUUUGCCAUAUGAACCUGGAGGGCCAGCCUUUCUACUCCAAGAAGGAUAAACCAUUGUGCAAGAAGCACGCCCACGCCAUUAAUGUGUAGAACCACAGAGAAAUGAUUCUGCUCGUCAUCAUGUUUGCCUUUGUAUUGGCUCGGGCUCUUUUAGGGAAGAACUCUAUGCCAAUGCAGUUUUAUUAUGGAACAUAUCAAUGAAGACAGCAAGGUUCACAUACAUAUAACUGCUAAUAAUUGUUAAUGAAUUAUUAUUUUUUAUUUAAUACAGAACUGGUGCAUAUUUAGUGUGUGCUUCGAUGCAUAUUGUUUUUUUAAGCAUUUUGCUCUUGAGUACAUGCAUUGAGAGCUCAAAGUGUUAAAAAUAACCCACUUGAAAUGAUUGUAUAAUCAUGCAGAUUGCAUUGAAAUAGAAAUGCAAUAUGCUACAUUUUUGGGUGACAUAUUUAUUUUAUUCAUCAACUAAACUUUAAAUAUGUUUUUCGGUUGUGUUUUUGGCAGCACAAACCUGUAGAGAAGGAUUUUUUUAGUAUUUCUAACUUAAUAUAAUGGGGUUUUCAUUAUUGUAUUUAGCUGCUGGGUAUAUAUUUGAUUGCUGAUUCCCAGGGCUUGCCAUGACUGAUGCCAGGAUUAUAUUUUUAAAAUCUUAUUGAAGGCCUGUAAAGUACCUAUGUGUUAGGGGUGUGCCUUAAGCCCUGAAUGAGAACCUUAAAAUCAUAUUUUUAUUUCACGAGUGUGUAUUAUAUUCAUACACAAAGUUUAUGAGACCUAAGGGAUAGUCAUCUUUCUCACACUAACAUAUGUACACUAGUACUACAAGCUCACCUGAUACUGGUGUACAGUCUUUUCAUUGUUUUCUACACACUAAUGUACUACUUAUUGUUUUUGCUUGUGUAUGUGUGUGUGGCAGCCGGUGCAUGGAUUUGCUUGUAAGCACAUAUGUGAUACCCAGCAACAGUGUUAGUUUAAAAUAAAACUGUCCAAUAUUUUCACAACCACACAUCUGGCAUGAUCACAUUUGAUUCAGUGUAUAUGCUUGCACUUUUAAUCAAUUUUAUUAUUUCUCUGCUGACUUGUACAGAGACACAACUUUAGAAUAGAGGAGCAGUAUAUAAAGAGUCACUUGCAAAACUUGAGGUGGAAAUCUGGCUUUGGCAGUGUAUGCAAAGUUAUACUGAUGUGUGUAUGUGUGUGUAUGUGUAUUUUCAGAUUUUAGUGUUCAGUCCUGUUAUUUAUUUUGUGUAUGUGUGUUAAUUGUGUAACAAAUUCACUACAAAACUGAACAGUACAAACAAGAAUACAUAGUAUUACAAAAUAUUGUACCAGGUUUAUGUAUGAAUUAUGUUCCAAACCCACCUUUUUUAAACAGUGUCUCAAAUAAAAACACAUUUGUUGAUCAGAUUGUUUAAAUUAAGCCAUUACCUCAACUAAAUGAAAAUGUAUUUGCUUAAUUUAUUUCUGUAAGUAAUAAAUGCUGUUUUAUGUAA